ACGAAAUUUAGGCUGCGUGUCUGCAAGAAAAUUCUAGCAGCCAAGACGGGGUCACCAAAUGAAGGAUCUAAAGAACCUUCAUUUGACGAACAACCGCAAAGACAAGACGCACGUCUUGAUGAUAUGAGAAGACAAGAACGAGUGCUGUAA
This is a messenger RNA of Paramuricea clavata, 150 nucleotides long. The record is from the annotation of a GenBank genome assembly. NCBI's taxonomy places the organism in Eukaryota, Metazoa, Cnidaria, Anthozoa, Malacalcyonacea, Plexauridae.